Gaeumannomyces tritici R3-111a-1 is the source of this 1894-nucleotide messenger RNA. RefSeq names its product malic acid transporter. Gene Ontology annotation, molecular function: malate transmembrane transporter activity. The transcript has a single exon. The record is from RefSeq and is a predicted model, not a curated record. Bases 208 to 1590 code for a protein of 460 amino acids. Gene Ontology annotation, biological process: malate transmembrane transport. Gene Ontology annotation, cellular component: membrane. NCBI's taxonomy places the organism in Eukaryota, Fungi, Ascomycota, Sordariomycetes, Magnaporthales, Magnaporthaceae.
GCAUGCACUUCUCUUGGCCUGUUUAUUAGGUGCUGGAAUUUCCCAGCCUGAGACCGUGUUUCCUUCUUGUCUUGGCUUCUAUUCACUCGACCCCCCUUUGAACCUUUCUUUACAUCGGCCGGGCCGCUUCUCACUGGCUCUGUGCUCGCAAGCUCACAACUCCGUCUUUUCCCUAUUCCGCCACACGUACACCCUCAAGCAGACACAAUGGCUCCUUCAAACGUCCACGCGGGCGCAUACCCCCUUGGCGCCACAGAGGACCAAGUACCAGGCCCCAGCCUACCCAACUCCCCCCGGAACUCCAUCCACGCGUAUAGGGCAACCUACCCGACCAACGACGCCGCCCGGCUAGUCUCAGCACCAAGGGACAACUUUGAUGCGGCCAGCACGGCAGAGACGCUCUCAGACCACAACGGCGACCCGGAACAUAACGCAGGUGGCAAGGAGGGCGAGGCCUCGCACGGCGAUGCCUACGGCGUCAACAGGCCAAAGCUCAAGUGGAAGCAGCGGCUCCACCACUUCACCUGGGCAUGGUUCACGUUCCCCAUGAGUACGGGCGGCCUCUCGCUGCUGAUACACGCGCAGCCGCACCAGUUCAAGGGGCUGCGGGAGAUCGGGACCGUGGUCUACGCUGUCAACCUCGCCAUAUUCUCCUUUGUCGUUACCUGCAUCUUUACGCGCUUCUUCCUGCACCGCGGCGACUUUACGAGCUCGCUCAGCCACCCGCGCGAGGGCUUCUUCUUCCCGACCUUCUUCCUGGCCACGGCCACCAUCAUCACCAGCACGCACCGCUACGCCAUCCCGGCCGACGACCCGACGCUCAACUGGGCCAUCCAGGCCACGUACUGGCUCUACGUCAUCGUCACCCUCGCCCUAGCCGUGGGCCAGUACAGCUACGUCUUCGCCGCCCACAGCUUUGGCCUGCAGACCAUGAUGCCCACCUGGAUCCUGCCCAUCUUCCCCAUCAUGCUGUCGGGCACCAUCGCCUCCGUCAUCGCCGCCACCCAGCCCGAGAUUGCGGCUGUGCCCGUCAUCGUGGCCGGCCUCACCUGCCAGGGCCUCGGCAUCUCCGUCUCGUUCCUCAUGUACGCCCACAUGGUCGGCCGCCUGAUGCAGUCGGGCCUGCCCAACCGCGAGCACCGCCCGGGGCUCUUCAUGUGCGUGGGGCCACCGGCCUUUACGGCUUUGGCCUUGAUCGGCAUGGCCAACAACCUGCCCGAGAACUUUGACCCCAACGGCGACGGGAUGGGCGAGAAGGCCAUGAUCCGCAUCCUUGCCAUCAUUGCCGGUGGCUUCCUCUGGGCCCUGAGCCUGUGGUGGUUCUUCAUCGCCCUCAUCGCCGUCGUCCGCUCGCCGCCGCGCUACUUUCACCUGGGCUGGUGGGCCAUGGUCUUCCCCAACACGGGCUUCAUCCUGGCCACCAUCUCGCUCGGCAACGCCUUUAAAAGCGAGGCCGUGCUUUUCUUUGCCAACGGCGCCUCCAUCAUGCUGCUCCUCACUUACUUCUACGUCCUGUACCACCACAUCAAGGCCGUCAUCAAGCAGGAUAUUAUGUAUCCCGGGAGGGAUGAAGAUGUGGAGGACCACUGAUGGAAGAUGCGCCAUCUCAAUGGCAUCAACUCUACGCCCACACUUCACUUCUCCACACAGAAUUUUUUAGAACAAAACCAUUUUGCAUUUUCCGCAUCAUCAUCAUCACCACUCAUUUACCACAGCGUGCUUGCUCUAGACUUCCUUCAUUAUACCGAGCCCAAGUCAGGUCGGCGAUGACAGUGUAUCCAUCUACAUAGCUACUCCCUAGUCUAAAAGGCCAGGAAGGCACGCAGGCGUCCUCUUGGCGAGUGGCGACCUUUGUGUUAUGUUUCUUGUUUUGUCCGAUAUGGCGCCCUCUUGG